CUCUCUGCUUACUUCUUGACUGCGGCUAUGGCGGCUGUGGCCUCACUCGCGUCAUUCUCGAGUGUUACAUCAAGCAGGACUUUAGCCACACCCGGGUUGCUGCUUCGGAAAUGCAAUCGGAACUCCGAGCUCUGUGUCGCCGCUCCCCAACACCCACUUGGGUUGCUGCGAGCAUCCUCUCAAGACAAUGUUCCUGCGGAGAUCCGCGACGACCCCAAAUUCGUCGCUAUAAACGACGAUGAUCCAAGCUACGGGCCUACAGCAAUGCUCUUGGUGGGAUUUGACAAUCACGAGAUUCCCAAGGUGAUCGAAUACCUCAAGGGCAUGGGUGCGGAGGCCAUCGUCAAGGUGAUUGUGUGCUGCGAGGACAUGCUGCGCGAGACGCUGUGGGAGUGCAUGCAGCGUCCAUCCAACGUGAGCAACCCCCCUCCUGGUACCGCAGGCAGGAUGCCGCGCAUUUGCUUCAUGUCGGGCAUGACGGGCCAAGAGGUGGUGACCAUUGUGCAAAGCUUCCCCGGAAUAGGGUUGGAGGACACCGCAUUCGCGGCGCUGGUGCCAAAAACCGCUGGCCAGAGCCUGGAGCAAGUCAUGGAAGAGGUUAUCGGAGAUCACGAGAGACUGGUAAGUCGAAAACGGAAAAGGAUCGAUUUAACUCGCGGCCAUACAAUCUUUCUCGGUUCUAUACAUCACAGAAGAAACAUUGACACUGAGGACGAUCACACCUUGGGAGGAGGAGGCGGGUAGCCGGGCUGGCCGGGUGGAGGAAUUGGGUAGCCGACCGCUGCUGGAGCUUGCAUGCUUCUACCCCUUUUCCCGCAGUAGUAGCACAAGAGCGCCAACAAAAGGAUGAAGAUGGCCACGAUGGGCAGCGGGAUCACAUACACAUACCGACCCAUAAUCGCAGAAAGAGCAAAAAUCCCUAGCUAGGAACAAGAGGAGAUCCACCGACCUUGCUUAAAAAGAAGGGAAAAAGAGAGUAAGCUUCGUAAGAA
Selaginella moellendorffii is the source of this 992-nucleotide messenger RNA. RefSeq lists its product as uncharacterized. NCBI's taxonomy places the organism in Eukaryota, Viridiplantae, Streptophyta, Lycopodiopsida, Selaginellales, Selaginellaceae. Bases 28 to 744 code for a protein of 238 amino acids. The record is from RefSeq and is a predicted model, not a curated record. The transcript is spliced from 5 exons.